This is a messenger RNA of Drosophila innubila, 1197 nucleotides long. RefSeq names its product putative odorant receptor 69a. Bases 7 to 1197 code for a protein of 396 amino acids. Lineage: Eukaryota; Metazoa; Arthropoda; Insecta; Diptera; Drosophilidae. Gene Ontology annotation, biological process: detection of chemical stimulus involved in sensory perception of smell; sensory perception of smell. The transcript has 3 exons. The record is from RefSeq and is a predicted model, not a curated record. Gene Ontology annotation, molecular function: odorant binding; olfactory receptor activity. Gene Ontology annotation, cellular component: plasma membrane.
AGCACCAUGCAGCUUAAGGACUUUAUGUAUUAUCCGGAUCUUGGUUGCCAACUGGCCAUGAUACGGACAUACGAAUGGAGUGGCAGAAAGUCCGUAGCUGGCCAGCAGACAUUUAUCAAGCAAGUAUGGUUUAUUAUUGGAGCAGUAAAUCUCUUCUAUCAGAAUCUUGGCUUGGUCACCGAUCUGUGCCUGGCGGAGACUCAGGAGAUGCAACUGGCCGUCUUAAUAGCACAAAUCUCCGAGACUUGCAGCGUAUUGGGAUUAACUCUUGUUGGCGCGAGCUAUAUGUGGAUGUUGUUGCAUCAUCGCACCGAUAUUGAGACCAUGUUGGAUCAACUGCAGCAGCUGUACUCACAUCAGAGGCGACUCUAUCGGAUUGAACACUACUACCUAAAGUCGUCGCAAUUGAUGAAGUACACCACCAUCUUUUUCCUGUUCGCAUAUACUUUUUAUAAUUCUCUGCCUGUUAUUGGAUUAAUCUACAACUUGUACGCUGAUUCACAGCACAUCAUAUACAAGACCCAAUCCAAUACGUGGUAUCCCUGGCAGUUGUUCGUUACAGAGAACUCGAUGCCAAGCUUUGUUGCCUCCUAUCUGUGUCAGGCUGUAGCUUCAUUGUCUGGCGUGGCUGUCAUCAUGACCAGCCAAUUUUUGUUGUGCUUUUUCACUACACAAAUGCAGAUGCACUUCGAUGCCCUGGCCCAUGAAUUCAACACACUGGAUGCUCGUCAACCGGAUGCCAAUGAACAGCUUAAAGAAAUGAUUGCCUAUCAUUGUCACCUUCUGCACAUUGCCAACGAUAUCAAUCGCAUCUUUAACUUUAUGUUUCUAAGUACGUUUGCAACUUCGACGAUUGCCAUUUGUCUGAUGGGCUUUGCCAUGGUCAUGAUCGAUCUGGCCGCUGCCUUUAAAUACUCUGUGGGACUGUUAUCAUUUCUUGUUUUUACCAUCUUUAUUUGCUACAAUGGAACACAGUUCACUACGACUAGUGACAAAUUGAUGUUGGCCGCGUUUUACAACAAUUGGUAUGAGGGCGAUCGAAAUUAUCGCAGGAUGAUUCUUUUCUUUAUUAUGCGGUCCCGCGAAUCUCGUGUGCUGCGCACUUACAACUUUACUCCUGUCUCAAUGGCCACUUAUAUGGCGAUGCUCAAGUUCUCCUAUCAACUUUUUACCUUUUUUCGUGCCAUGAUCAAAUAG